Molecule: messenger RNA, 2474 nt
Organism: Betta splendens (Siamese fighting fish)
Lineage: Eukaryota; Metazoa; Chordata; Actinopteri; Anabantiformes; Osphronemidae
Gene: ncaph
Product: non-SMC condensin I complex, subunit H
Exons: 18
Coding region: 179-2245 (688 amino acids)
Biological process (GO): mitotic chromosome condensation
Cellular component (GO): condensin complex
Molecular function (GO): chromatin binding
Source: RefSeq, a predicted model, not a curated record
UGACGUCAUGGCGUAACGUAAGAACGUAAACCGUUCGGCGCAAAAAUUCAAACGUUUAGCCGGAACAAAAACUGUAGCCUUCUCAGGUCUCUCAUGCUGUAUUACAAACUGUAACGAGUUGUAAUAAAGUCCGAUCGGAUUUUAAACGUUUACAGAUUUUUUUGAAUCCAGCUAAACAAUGAGUGCAUCCUCCACACCUGUUUCCCGGGUGCAUCAAGGAUGGUCAUCAUCCUCUUUGAAGAACAAGGGCCCUGCAGCUUCCAGCACGCCCUUGCUGGCAGCCUUCCCUGGCAAUGAUGACGAACAAGAACGUCGUCAAAGGCGAAGGUCAAGAGUCAUUGACCUUCAAACUGCGCCUGACUCCUCCUUUAAUGACUCUGCGUGUCAUAGCGCCACAGGGACUCCUGCUGCUGUACCCAAGUUGUCAAAUGCACAGAUCUCCGAGCACUAUUCCACCUGCAUAAAACUCUCCACUGAGAAUAAAAUCACCACAAAAAAUGCCUUUGGUUUGCACUUGAUUGAUUACAUGGCUGACAUUCUUAAACAAAAGGAUUCUGAGGUCACAAACUUCAAGGUGGCAGCUGGCACUUUGGAUGCCAGUACAAAGAUCUAUGCUGUGAGGGUGGAUGCUGUUCAUGCUGAUGCCUACAGGGUCCUGGGUGGCUUGGGGGCUGAGACCAAACCUGGGGAGGACCAUGGCAAGACGGAGGAUGAAGGUGGUGAAGGAGCAGAUGUGUCUGUCAAGCAGCCAAAGAAAAAGAGGCCUCCUAAAAGGACAGUGGAGCAGAACUUGAGCAACAUAAAUGGCACUGAUUCUGAGAGGAAAUGUGAGGUGGACCCAAUGUUUCAAAGGAUGGCCUCAUCCUUUGAUGAGAGCAGCACAGCUGGAGUUUUCUUGUCUGUUCUCUUCAGUGAGAAUAGUCGCUGUGAGCUGCUCUUUCCCUCCUACAUAACGCUCCUGCAGUCUAGACCCUCAUACUCUCCUCCACCUCGGCAGACGGUCCCUGCUUCCCUGUUCAUGGCUGGAUUGCAGCGUUCCCAGGAGAAAAGCUCCAUCUGUCCAUCACUGCAGGAUUUCUCUUUCACUAGCUGGAACCCAAAGCAGACUAUGAAUCAGCUCUUGGAAAAGAUGAAGCAGGGCGAACAUGUGUUUGAUGUGAACGCUGAGCCUGACCAGGAAGAAGAUGACUGCCCUGACUUUGACGCCGACUAUGAAGAGGACCAGGGUGACUUUGAGGAGGGAUCAAAAGAGCAUAAGGAGGGCUGUGAAUCUUCUGGGUCUGGCAAAGGAAGGGAUGUUAUUCCCAUUGGAGAGGGAGACAUCGCCACUAUGUGUCUGCAGCUGUCCUCUCAGCCCAGAGAGUAUUCAUACUUCAGUCCUAGAACUAUGGCUACGUGGGCUGGGCCAGGAUAUUGGCAAUUCAAGCCAAAGCACAAGUUGGAUAAUUAUCCUGAAAAGGAGACACGUAAAAGGAGACCCAAAAAGACCUUUGAAAUAGACUUCAAUGAUGAUGUCAACUUUGACACAUACUUUCGCACUACAAGGGCUGCCACCACUAACAGCAAAUCUGCCCUCAGUGCAAGUAAUAAGAAGACAACUCUGCCAACAGACUUCCAGUUUCCCCCAGAGACACUCUCCCAGCUCAGCCUCAAACCCUCCACCUCGUUGAGUCAAGAAGGCCAAAAGAGGUUGUCUGGAGAGCUUGGAGAAGGCAUCGGAGACUAUGACUACAACAAUGCCAAUGACACUGCCAACUUCUGUCCAGGUCUUCAGGGUGGUGAUAGUGAUGAUGAUGAUGCUGAAGGCUUUGCCAGUUCAGAUGACACACAACCCUCAGGUGAUGGUUUACCUGCACCCUCUCAAGAUCUAGAGGGUGUCUCCACUUAUGGGGAAGAUGAUCUGGUACCUGAGCCACACAGGGUCAACAAGAUUGAGAUUAACUAUGCUAAGACAGCUAAGAAAAUGGACAUGAAAAGACUCAAGAGCAGCAUGUGGUCUCUUCUGACUGAAAGCCCAGAAAAACACACAGAGGUGGUGGACACUGCAGAGAAGCCAGAGGUGUGUGGGGAGAAAGUCUUCAGUCAGACCACAAAGACACUGCUUCAAAGAUUACCCAACAUAAUGGCUCAGAACCUGUCAGUGCCUCUGGCAUUUGUUGCUCUUCUUCAUCUUGCCAAUGAAAAGAAUUUGGAGCUGGUGAAAGUUGAGGACAUGUCCGAUAUCAUCAUUAGACAAGGCAACUGAAAGGAAAACUAACGAACUAUUCUUUUUUUAUAUUAUAUUUAGUGUUUCUACACUUUUAUCUGCAUUUAAAAUGUAUAUUUUUCGGCAAAUAUGUAAUAAGAAACAAACGUUGAAUCCCUGUUUAGUGCUAUGAAACAUUUUGUGUUGUUGAUGUUAUCCUCUGUAGAUAAAUUAACUGUCCGAUCACAGCACAAAGGAAUGUCCAAGGAAAUAAAACUUUUUAAACCUA